This is a messenger RNA of Dimorphilus gyrociliatus, 2862 nucleotides long. The record is from the annotation of a GenBank genome assembly. Lineage: Eukaryota; Metazoa; Annelida; Polychaeta; Dinophilidae.
AUCACAUGACUAUUAAAAGUUUUCACGUGACCAAAUGGUCAUAUUUUCAGUCUUUGAAAAUUUCGCAAAAAUUUCUUUUUGUUUAGGACUUCUUCUCCAAUAAGGUAUAGUUUAUAACAUUUAAUGUGUUUUUUAGAUGCGACAAUUUUAAAUUAGGUUGCUAAAUUAAUAAUUAUAUAUUUAAGAUGUAUAUCCUAAUUUAGAAAUUGCCAAAGUUUUAAAUUUCAUUAAUACUAUUAGGUAAUCAAUAGAUAUAAGAUCCCUAAUUCUCUCAUGUUUUUGAAAGAGAUUCUAUUUUUACUACUAGAGGAAUGAUAGUAACUGCAGACUGCAGCCAGAAAUAGUGUACAGUUUGUGUAAACCGCUGUUAUUGAGCCUAGAUUCUUUAGUAGUCAUCAGAUGCCGUGAUUAGUAAAAAAAAAAGAAUAAUAAAUGUGUUUUAAGCAGAUGAAUCUCAUCUUAUGGACGUUUGCCCUUUCGCAAGUCUUUUAUCCUACAUUCUCGAAUCUUAUCAAAUGUCCUGCCGGAAAAACGGCAUGUCCUGAGCAAGCUUCAUGUUGCAAAGAUUCUAAUGGUCAAUAUACUAGAUGUUGUCCAUUUCUCCAGGGUGUUUGCUGUCAGAAUGCAUUUUGUUGCCCUAGUGGAGCGGAAUGUAGAAAGGAUUUCUGUUACCUAACCUCUUUUCAACAAAAGAUUCCCCUAAGAGAAACCAUAGAAUCUAUAGUUGUCCUUCAGAAUGAAAAAGAUAAAGAUAAUGAAGUAACGAAUAUUUCCGACGAAAUUUGUCCGGACAAUUCGACUUAUUGUCCCGGUUCUGAUACAUGCUGCAUCAGCUUUUUCGGAUACGGUUGUUGCCCUCUGCCGAAGGGUGUUUGCUGUUCUGAUAGAAAAACUUGUUGCCCCCAUGGAAUGAAAUGUUCGAAGGAUGGAUGUAUAUCGCCAGGUUUAGGUUUCGUAUUUAAUUCGCUUGCUUCGUCAGCUUAUUUUAUUAUACUAACUGAUAUUUUAGACAAGGAAGCUUUUACUUUAAAUAAAAUUCCGAUAAGAAAGGGUAGGAUCUCAAGUGUGAUUUGCCCUGAUGAAGAAACUAAGUGUCCCUCAGGACAAACAUGCUGUCCUCUAAGAGGGGGAGGUUUUGGUUGUUGUCACUUUGCUCAAGCACAGUGCUGUAGUGACGGAGCUCAUUGCUGUCCACACAAUUUCAAAUGCGAUUUAAAGAGGGGUGCCUGUAUACCAUCAUCUGAUCAGCAACCUUCUUCGCCCUUAUUACAAAUAGACGGGAAAUCAGAAUGCUCUAAAGGUCAAACAAUGUGCCGAACUUCUCAAGGAGAGAAGUGCUGCCCUCUAUCGAAUGCUGUUUGCUGUACGAACGGUAAAAACUGCUGUCCCAGUGGGUUUUCCUGUGAUGAGUCGGGUUCUUGUUUGGAUGACGGUUUAAGCCUUGGAAAAAAACACUACCUGUUAGGAAUAUCGGAGAAACCUCCUCAUUACUGCCCAGAAAUAUGGAAAAAAAUGAAAAUAUGCUCUCCCACUCAAACCUGCUGCUUACAUAAAGAUGGUUCUUAUGCGUGUUGUGGUUUUAAGAAUGCUAUUUGUUGUCCAGACUAUUUACAUUGUUGCCCUCAAGGGCAAGUUUGCGACGCUAAGCAAUUUAAAUGUAAAAGUAAAGAUGGAGCAACUGCUUUAUUGAGUUUACUUAAGAGCCCUUCAUUGAAAGAAGAACCAAAGGAGGAGCCAAAAGAGGAGUCAAAAGAGGAGCCUGAAGCAGAGACUGCUCUUAAGUUUCAAAGUCAGAUGAAUAGGAUGGUAAUAUGCCCAAAUCCACAAUAUAAAUGCCCACCAGACACGACCUGUUGUAGAACAAUAUCUGGAGACUAUGGAUGCUGUCCUUAUAAAUUUGCAGUUUGUUGCUCAGAUAAAGAACAUUGUUGUCCUCAGAAUUACAGAUGUGAUUUAAGCAAGAUGCAAUGCAUUCAUCAUAAAUCAAAUCAUCAGUUGAAGAUGAGAAGAAUCGACGGUAAGGAGGAUGAGGAGGUGAAAUGCCAAAAAGGAGAAACAUGUUGUAGAAAGGCAAACGGAAAAAUCUCUAAAUGUCCAAUACCUAACGCUGUAUGCUGUCCGGACAUCGGCUGUUGUCCCUCGUCCUUUAAGUGCGAUAAGCAACUUUGUACAAAAUUGAUGCAAUUUCCAGUGGCUAUAGGCAAAAAUAUUCCUAGUAAACCAAUACCUUUCGAAAGAGAUCAAAGAACUGCUGUUCUAUGCCCUGGCUGGAAACAAUUUUGUUCUGAGGGGUCGACUUGCUGUCGCACCGAAAAGGAUCAGUUCAGUUGUUGCCCAUUGAAAAAGGGGGUAUGUUGCAAAUGGGGACACUGUUGUCCUACCAACUCCACUUGUGUUGAAAAGGGAUGCUCAAAAGAAAAACAUGUUAAAGUUAAACGACCUUAUAACUGGACUCCUUCACCACUCACUGACCCUCCUAUUAUCAAAUGUCCAGAUAACAAGUCCGAAUGUCCUCAGGGAGAUACCUGUUGUCUCAUUAGACCAAAUGUUUACGGUUGUUGUAAUGGAGUGGAUGCGGUUUGCUGCAAGGACAAGCUACGCUGCUGUCCGAAGGGAAAUGUAUGCACAAACACAUCUUGCGCAAAGCAAAAAGAUAAUAUAGUUGAUAAAAUUGCCCACUUUCCAUUGUAUGAACCAAAGGAGUUAACUAAUACGGCCUACUUUGAUGGUGCCAUCAGACUCGCCUGCCCUAAUAGCUAUACUGUCUGCCGGGAACGCUACUGCUGUCCUUAUGAGCAGGUUAGGGAGUUUGCUGCGAAAAUUCAACCUAUUGUUGCCCGAACCAAACAAGCUGUGAUGUAG